Messenger RNA from Nymphalis io (European peacock), 2572 nucleotides. Its product is annotated as tripartite motif-containing protein 45. The coding region runs from base 184 to 2061 and encodes 625 amino acids. The transcript is spliced from 12 exons. Gene Ontology annotation, biological process: positive regulation of DNA-templated transcription. Gene Ontology annotation, molecular function: ubiquitin-protein transferase activity; zinc ion binding; protein binding. Lineage: Eukaryota; Metazoa; Arthropoda; Insecta; Lepidoptera; Nymphalidae. Gene Ontology annotation, cellular component: nucleoplasm; chromatin. The record is from RefSeq and is a predicted model, not a curated record.
UGUCUUCAUCGAGAACGCGUGAACACCGCUCGCGCAAAAAAUAGCAUCAGUCUAUAUAAUCUGUGGGAUCGGCCACUGACAUUAAUUUUCGCGCCAAAAUGUGGGUCACUGCGCGCCCUAUUUAAUUUCUGAAAUAAAAAGUUUUAAUAUUUAUUAAAUCGAUUCGGAGUGAUGUAAUACGUGAUGUCAUUAAUUUGCUUUUCGCGGAAGAGACAAGAGAGAAGAAAAUCAUCAGAGGCUAAGUCAAUUAGCGCUGGUAAUAGUCCUCUUAAAUGUAAGGGUUCAAGACCUUCAAGUCAAAAUGUAUCCAUAGCGGCUAGAACAUCAGCGUAUGAGAAAAUCAGGCUUAAGGAUUGGGAAUGUGGGAUAUGUAGACGGGAGUUAGUGGAGCCAAGACUUCUGGGCUGUCUUCAUAGCUUCUGCACGAGGUGUCUCCAAGGCUUGCACCAUGAAGGCGAAACUGAGGUCUGGGAAGAUAUCGACGGAGGGUCUGUUUACCAUGAUCCAGGCGGAUCCGGUGGUGGUUCAGCCGGUUCUGGUUACGAAAGUGAUGUUCACCACUCCGAUUCAGAAACUAGUCUUGAAAAACUUCACAAAUAUGGAAUAAUUACUAGGAAGAUAUCAGGAAGAAGUUGUCAUUUCGUUCUGUGUCCGAUAUGUGGUUAUGAAACUCAACUGCCCCUGGGCGGAGUGUCCGCUCUACCGCUCAACUACGUGCUGCUAAGGAAGAUGGCGAACCAAGAGGGUGGUAAUUCAGUGUUAUGUGACCUUUGCUGCACUGAUAAUAAGGCAGAGAACCGUUGUACUCACUGCCUGGUGAGUGUGUGUAUGUCGUGUGGAGAUACACACACGAAACAGAAAGGAAACGCGACCCAUCUUCUGCAGCCACUCGGACCAAUCCUAAGGUUCUGCGGCCAACAUCCCAAGGUCGAAUUGAGCGUAUACUGCGCUACUUGCCAACAGGUUAUAUGCAGGGACUGCUGCCUGAUAUCGCACAGCGGGCACGCCGUCGCGAGCGCGUCCCGCGCGGCGGCCGAGCGCGCGAGUGCGCUGCGCGACGCGUGCGCGCGCGCGCGGCACGUGCCGGGGAACGUGGAGCGAGCCAACAGGAUCCUCGACGUGCAGGCCGCGGAGGUCGAUGAACAAGCGUCGCGAGUAGAGAACGAGAUCCGCGCGUGGUCGGAGGAGUACCGGCGCGCGGUUGACGCGCACGCGCGCGCGCUGGGCGGCGCCGCCGUGCGGGCGCGCGCGCAGCAGCGCCGCCGCGCGCGCCGCCGCGCCGCGCUGCUGCAGCUGCGCGCCGCGCACGCCAGGGACGCCGUGCGCUUCGCGGAGGAGCUUCUCUCCGAGGGCAAGGAGGACGAGCUUCUCUCUUUAAGCGGGCCGGUCCUGCGGCGUCUGGAGCGCCUCACGGAGCUGCAGCCGCUAUCGGAGCCCCCGCGUUGCGAGUUACGGUUCGCCCCCGGAGCGCCCGCUACUGACCGGCCCACCCUCGUGGGCAGAUUGUUUACGCUAGCUGCGGAUCCCGAUCGGUGCGUGCUGGAAACGGAAGGCUUACAAGAUCUUCAAGUGAAUGUCCAGCAUACGGUGAUAUUACACCUCCAGGACAGAAGUGGAGAAAAAAUUUGGUACAGCGGGGAGAAUGUGGCGGGCUACUUCCGGCGCCGCGACUCGAGCGCGCGGCCGGGCGCGGUGCGCGUGCGCGCGCGGCCCGACGGCGCGUGCGCGCUGCAGCUCGCCGCGCCCGCGCCCGGACACUACCUGCUCGCCGUCACCGUCGACAACCAGCCCAUCAAGGGCAGUCCGUUCUCGUGCAGCGCGCGGGCGUGCGCGGCGCACACGGGGCGGUUCCACUGCUGCGCCUUCUGCUCGUCGGGGGGCCGCCGGGACGCCGUGUGCGCCUGCGGGGCCUCCAUGGGUGCCGGGUACAAGGGCUGCGGGCACGGGCACGCGGGCUGGCCGGGCGCGCGCCACUGGUCUUGCUGCGGCAGCACCGCGCGCGCGCCGCCCUGCCGCGCCCCCGCCGCGCGCGCGCACGCGCUCUACCAGUUCUCGCUCUGAUGCCGCCGACUGCGACGACUAAUAUACACUGCGCACGAGCGUACUGUUUUAUUUCACCCUUGUAACCAUACACCCAUGAUAUAAUAUAUGUAUGUAUGUAGAAGUUGACGAGAGAUAGAAUAUCUAAAUUGUAAACAAUUUUCAUUGCGAUUUCUAGUGGCGACCGUACACGUUUUGUAUGAUCGGAAACAAGCUGUCAGAAAAAAAAAGAUUCCAGCUUAAAGAUAUUGUCUAUUAUAUUAAACUGAAUACUGAAUGGGUGUAAAGAGUAACAAAUGACGAUUGACAAGAUCGCUCUUAAACAACCGCUAACUAAAAUAAUAUAAAACUUAAUUGCUCUAGACUUGUUAGUUGGUCGCGAGCACGAGAACGGUCAUCGUGGAAAUCCUUGAAGGAAGAUUUGUCCAGCUGAUUUGCCUCCGACUGAUAUGAUGAUGAUGCAAAUCACAAUGUUUGAGGUCCAAUAUUUAAGUAAUCAUUUGAAAGGUCAGAAAUAAAAACACCUAAGUAC